Molecule: messenger RNA, 2044 nt
Organism: Cynara cardunculus var. scolymus (artichoke)
Lineage: Eukaryota; Viridiplantae; Streptophyta; Magnoliopsida; Asterales; Asteraceae
Exons: 2
Coding region: 224-1681 (485 amino acids)
Source: RefSeq, a predicted model, not a curated record
UAGAGGAGUCGUGUGUUUUUGUCAUGGACUUUUUAUUUAAAUCAACACCAAUUUUCCCUUUUUUAAUUCUGUUCCUUACUUUAUGUAUGUGAUGGUGAUGUGAUGUUCUUCGAUUAUUGUAUGAUUUUUUCGUGCAUUUCCGAUGAACCUAUAAUUUUCCGUUCAUGUGAAAUCGGUUAAUCGUACUCGGGUCGGCCUUGACGGUGGAACGGAUUGAAUCGAUAUGAGUUCGAUUAAUAACAGCGUUGAGACGGUAAACGCUGCCGCGACUGCUAUAGUUUCGGCUGAAACUCGGGUUCAGCCUACAUCUGUUCAGAAGAGAAGAUGGGGCAGCUGCUGGAGUCUAUAUUGGUGUUUUGGGUCGUACAAGCAAAGCAAACAAAUUAGUCAUGCCCUCUUGGUUCCUGAAUCAACGGCACCUGAACCGGCAGCAUCCAUGACCCAAAAUGUGAACAACUCUAACACCGUAGUAUUUCCUUUUAUUGCCCCGCCUUCCUCUCCUGCAUCUUUUCUCCAAUCAGAUCCUCCCUCCGCCUCCUAUUCACCAGUUGGGUUACUCUCUUUUAAAUCUCUUUCUCAAAAUCCCCACUCCCAAGGAGUUGCCUCUUCUAUAUUCACUGUCGGUCCUUAUGCGUAUGAGACCCAGUUAGUUUCACCCCCAGUUUUUUCUACUUAUACUACUGAACCAUCUACUGCUAAUUUUACUCCCCCUCCUGAAUCAGUGCAAAUUACCACACCUUCAUCUCCUGAAGUACCAUUUGCUCAGCUUUUGACAUCAUCUCUUGCCCGUGCUCGCAGACAUAGUAUGGGGUCUAACCAGAAGUUUCCACUAUCACAGUACGAAUUCCAGCCUUACACAGGAAGCCCAGGUGGCGGUCUCAUGUCUCCAGGUUCCACAAUUCCAAAUUCUGGCACAUCUUCUCCUUUUGGGGAUAAACAACGUGUUCUCAAACUACGAGUGGGCGAGGAUCAAAAAUUCCUUGGCUACGAGUAUUUCUCAACUCGUAAGUGGGGUUCAAGAUUGGGUUCUGGAUCUGCAACACCAAAUGGUGUGGUUUCAACAUUAGACUCGGGAUCAGCAACUCCAUACGGAUUGGGUUCAAGAGUAGGUUCUGGAUCCUUGACUCCAAAUGGUUGGGGUUCAAGAUUAGGUUCUGGUACUUUGACCCCAAAUGGUGGGGAAAUGUAUCUGAUGGAGAGCCAAAUCUCUGAGGUGGCAUCGCUUGCCAACUCAGAAACCGGCUCCCCAAAGGGAGAAACCUUAAUUGAUCACAGGGUUUCAUUUGAGUUGACCCGUGUAGAUGUCACGAGUGGUGUAGAAAAUAAUCUAGAAUCAUCCUUCAGAACUUCAUCAGGACAUGAGCGGGUCGAUGAGGAGGGAACUACAGACGACAAAACGAUUCUAAAGAAGACGGAGAGCCUGUGUGAAUAUUGUAUCAGAAGGAAAAACUCGAGUGACAUACCAUUAGGUGAGGAAGGCAAGGAAAAACAAUGUUACUGUAAACGACAAUCUGUGAGCAGGGAUUUCAAUUUUGACAACACAAAUGGGGGAGUUGUCGAAGGGAAGCCCGCCAUUGGGUGUGAGUGGUGGACGAGAGAGAAAACCGUUGGCGCGGAGUUGGGGUCCCAAAACAACUGGACCUUCUUCCCUAUGUUGCAGCCAUCGGUUAAACCAAGCUGAGGUUAAUUACUAUGCAGUAAGUGGUACAGAAAUCUGAUUGGUUGCAUCAGUAUGCCACCAGAGGUAAUUCAAGUCUGGUGGUUCAACAAACAACCGAUCCGCAGGUGAUAAUUUUGGUUUUUAUUUCCGAUGUCCUCUUCGAUGUACGCAAUUUAUAUAUAUAUCUAUAUCUAUAUAUAUAUCUAUAUCUAUAUCUAUAUCUAUAUAUAUGUAUAUGUAGAUUUGUUGCGAGUUAGUCCAUUUUUACAUGUAUUACGGAUUGAAAAUAGAAAGAUUUAAAUCUGUUAAAUGGUAAUAGAAAGAUGAAAGCAACACUUUCAUGACUUGUUUGAGGUCAGGCAAUGUGAAUCUGGGGUUAUAUCA